GCGUUGCAGAAUACAACUCUACGAUCUACGGAGCAGUGCUCCCGAUGUAUGAUGAUCCGGGCGGCACACGUCGGCGUCACUCCCGGCCCUCUUCUUCCAUUUCAAGACCCGGCCCCCCGUAGCUUCCAUUCCACCAGCUGGUUGACCAGCUCCAAGCCUCCAACUCCAAGGAGGAGGAGGAGAGAAGCCGGAACAAGCAAGCCGUCGACACACGGAUCAAAACGAAACGAGAGCUUCUAAUAAACACGACGAGGCAGCAGUCGGAGCAGGCCACGGAGUUGGGAGAGAGAAGAUGGACGUGAAGCGGUCGCGGAGCCCUCGGGCUCCGGCCGAGGACGACAGGAAGCGUGCCGGCGGCUGGCGCGGCUCCGGCGGCGUCCGCCCGGAGAUGGUGCUCGUCGGCUUCCUCCUCACGCUGCCCCUCCUCUUCCUCGUCUUCGGCGGCCGCUGGGGCAGCAGCUCCUUCCCUUCGUCGUCCUCCUCCUCCUCUCCGCCCGUCGUUUCCAAGCCCGCCGUCGGCCGCAACGUGGACGCCGGCGACCGCGGCGCGACGCCUCAGGGCCAAAAACCUGUCGCUCUGAAAAACGUCUCUGCAUCGACGGCAACAUCUGUGUCCCAGGAUAAGCUUCUGGGCGGACUACUGCCCUCGGCAUUCGACGAAUCCUCGUGCCAGAGCCGCUACAAGUCGAACCUGUACCGGAAGCCAUCCCCUUUCCCGCUCUCCCCCUACCUGGCGCAGAAGCUGAGGAAGUACGAGGCGUACCACAAGAAGUGCGGCCCGGGGACGAAGCGCUACCGGCGGGCCGUGAAGCAGCUCAAGGCCGGGCGCAACGCCGACAACUCGGAGUGCAAGUACGUGGUGUGGUUCCCUUGCAACGGCCUGGGCAACCGCAUGCUCACCAUCGCGUCCACCUUCCUCUACGCGCUGCUCACCGACCGGGUGCUCCUCAUGCACGUCUCGGCGGAGCAGGAGGGCCUCUUCUGCGAGCCGUUCCCGGGCAGCUCGUGGGUGCUCCCGGGGAACUUCCCGCAGAACAACCCGCAGAAGCUCCACAUCGGCGCGCCGGAGAGCUACGCCAACAUGCUCAAGAGCAACGUCGUCCGCAACGACGUCGACCCCGCCAGCGUGCCGGCGUCGUCGCUGCCGGCGUACGUGUACCUCCACGUGGAACAGUUCCAGCUGAAGCUGUCUGACAACGUCUUCUGCGACGAGGACCAGGCGAUGCUCGGCAAGUUCAACUGGAUGAUCCUCAAGUCCGACAGCUACUUCGCGCCGGCGCUGUUCCUGACGCCGAUGUUCGAGGCGGAGCUCGCCAGGAUGUUCCCGCAGAAGGAGGCCGUGUUCCACCACCUGGGACGGUACCUCUUCCACCCGACGAACCGAGUGUGGGGCAUCAUCAGGAGAUACUACGAGGCGUACCUUGCCAGAGUGGACGAGAAGAUCGGGUUCCAGAUCCGGAUCUUCCCUGAGAAGCCGAUCAAGUUCGAGAACAUGUACGACCAGCUGAUGCGGUGCGUCAGGGAGCAGCGGCUGCUGCCGGAGCUCGGCACCGCCGAGACGACGACGGCGACGACGAACAACGCGACAGCCGACGCCGCCGCCGGGAAUGGCAAGGUGAAGGCGGUGCUGAUCGCGUCGCUCUACUCGGGGUACUACGAGAAGAUCCGCGGCAUGUACUACGAGAGCCCCACCAAGAGCGGGGAGAUCGUGGCGGUGUUCCAGCCGAGCCACGAGGAGCAGCAGCAGUACACGUCGAACGAGCACAACCAGAAGGCGCUGGCGGAGAUCUACCUGCUCAGCUACUGCGACAAGAUCACGAUGAGCGCCUGGUCCACCUUCGGCUACGUCGCGUACAGCUUCGCCGGCGUGAAGCCGUGGAUCCUGCUCCGGCCGGACUGGAACAGGGAGACCUCCGACGUGGCGUGCGUCCGGUCCACGUCCAUGGAGCCGUGCCUGCACUCGCCGCCGAUCCUCGGGUGCAGAGCCAAGAGGGACGUCGACGUAGCCGCUGUCAAGCCGUACGUCCGGCACUGCGAGGACGUCGGCUUCGGCCUCAAGUUGUUCGAUAGCUAACUCUCUGAGUGGACGCUCGACGAUCCAGUUCCUCUGUUCUAAUGAGUAAUGAACUGCGUACCUGGCCUGUGGAGCAAUUUUAGGCAUUUCGAGAUUCGUUGUAUUCGUUUAUGCGGUAAAGUAUGUACCUACCUGUAGUUACAGAAAUGGCUUUCAGUACUGUGCAUGUAUUCACAUUCGUUCUUCGAAAACAAAUCGCGUAUGUACACUACAUAGACGGCUAGAGAUGCUUCCUCCAACCUGAAUUUCAUUGUCAUA
This is a messenger RNA of Sorghum bicolor (sorghum), 2332 nucleotides long. RefSeq names its product galactoside 2-alpha-L-fucosyltransferase. Gene Ontology annotation, biological process: cell wall biogenesis; xyloglucan biosynthetic process. Lineage: Eukaryota; Viridiplantae; Streptophyta; Magnoliopsida; Poales; Poaceae. The transcript has 2 exons. The coding region runs from base 293 to 2074 and encodes 593 amino acids. Gene Ontology annotation, cellular component: membrane; Golgi apparatus. The record is from RefSeq and is a predicted model, not a curated record. Gene Ontology annotation, molecular function: galactoside 2-alpha-L-fucosyltransferase activity.